Messenger RNA from Solanum pennellii, 993 nucleotides. RefSeq lists its product as uncharacterized. NCBI's taxonomy places the organism in Eukaryota, Viridiplantae, Streptophyta, Magnoliopsida, Solanales, Solanaceae. The record is from RefSeq and is a predicted model, not a curated record. The transcript has a single exon. The coding region runs from base 1 to 993 and encodes 330 amino acids.
AUGGCAAGAAUCAACUCAUGGACAACAAAAAAAUUGUCUUAUGCAGGAAGAACACAACUAGUUAAGAUUGUAUUGUUUGGAGUGCAGUCAUACUGGGCACAACUUUUCAUUAUUCCUGCAAAGAUAAUUAAAUUGAUUGAAGGUCUUUGUAGAAGUUAUUUGUGGUCAGGGGUUGGUUAUGUUACAAAAAAGGCUCUAAUAGCAUGGGAGAAAGUGUGCUGUCCUAAAUAUGAAGGCGGUAUGGGAUUGAUUAAUAUGAAAGUUUGGAAUAGAGCUGCAAUAGCUAAAUUAUGUUGGGACUUAGCAAACAAAGAAGACAAGCUAUGGAUCAAAUGGAUACAUGCAUAUUAUAUAAAGGGGCAGAGUGACUGGCAGAUGAGAAACCAUGCAAGCUGGAUGAUAAAGAAAGUAAUGAAUGCAAAGCAUAUAGUUGAUCAAGUUCAGCAAGUACAAAAUAAGGGAAAAGGGGUGAUCAGGCAAAUAUAUUGUUACAUGAAAGGUGAGCAACAAAGGCCUGCAUGGAAUUGUCUCAUGUUUAACAAUGCAGCAAGGCCUAAAGCUUACUUCACAAUGUGGAUUAUGAUGAAUCAAAAGCUAGCAACAGUUGAUAGACUAACUCAAUGGGGAGUUGUAGUAGACAAGAUCUGUGUGUUAUGCAAGAAUGCUGAAGAGAGUAUAGAGUAUUUGUGUUUACAAUGUCAAUUUGCCAGGAAGCUGUGGGAGAGACUACUAGGAUGGAUAGACCAACAAAAUGCUUUCCCAAUGUCAUGGGGACAGUUUCUGCAGUGGUGUAUUCAACAUGGGAAAGGGAAGAGUUCAACAGCACAACUAUUCAAGAUUGUAAAGAUUGAAGGCGUCUAUGGUUUGUGGAUUGAGAGAAACAACAGAAUCUUUGAGCACAAGAGCAAAAUGAAGGAAAAUAUAGCUAAAGAGAUAGCCUAUGUAACUAUUGCUAGAGCUUCUUCUAGUAUUACAAAAGUUGUAAGUCAAUGA